CAUCCCUCGCAGCCAUCCCGGCGGGAGCGCUUCCCAUGGAGCCGCAGGGUUACCGCUGCCGCAGCAGCCGCUACAUCGAGAGCGGCCAGUCGGCCGUGCCCAGCUCGGUGCUGUUCGCCGCCGGCCUUUUGGGGAACGUGCUGGCUCUGCUGCUGCUGGGCCAGCACCGCCGGCGCUCCCGCUCGCCCGGGGGCCGCCCGCCGCGGGUCUCGGCGUUCUACGUGCUGGUCACGGCGCUGGCGGUCACCGACCUGCUGGGCAAGUGCCUGAUCAGCCCCAUGGUGCUGGCAGCCUACGCCUACAACCGCAGCCUCAGCGAGCUGGGGCCGGGGGGCCGCGGCGAGGAGCAGCCGGGGAUGCUCUGCCAGCUCUUCGCCUUCCUGAUGGCUUUCUUCGGGCUGGCCCCCACGCUGCUGCUGCUGGCCAUGGCUCUGGAGUGCUGGCUUUCCCUGGGCCACCCCUAUUUCUACCGGCGGCACCUGACCCGCCGCCUGGGCGCCGCGCUGGGGCCGGCGGCCGCGGGGCUGUGCGCGCUGUUCUGCGCGCUGCCCCUGCUGGGCUUCGGGGCGCCCAUGCAGUACUGCCCGGGCACCUGGUGCUUCAUCCGCAUGGCCGGAGGCGGCCCGGGCCAGCUGGGCUUCCCCGUGCUCUACGCCAGCCUGAUGGGCUUGCUGGUGCUGGCCAUCGGGGCGUGCAACGUGAGCAGCAUGCGGCACCUGUACGGCAUGGCCCGCAGGCAGCCCCGCCGCGGCGCGGCCCCCGCCGCCGCCCCCCGCAUGGAGGAGCUCGACCACCUGGUCCUGCUGGGGCUCAUGACCGUCCUCUUCACCGUCUGCUCCCUGCCGCUCAUCAUCCGUGCCUACAUGGGGGCUUUUGCUGCCGAUUUCAACGAGAACGCCGACCUGAGCGCGCUGCGCUUCCUCUCCGUCAACUCCAUCGUGGACCCCUGGGUCUUCAUCAUCUUCCGCACCUCCGUCUUCCGUUCCUUCGUGCGCCGGGUCUGCCGGCGCCUGGGCUCCCGCAGAGCCUCCCUGAAAGGCUCCGGCCCUGCUGGUGACAGCCACUUCUGUCCCCCGGGCUGCCGCAGGACAGACCCCGCUCCGCUCGGCAUCCCCUGAGCGCGGCGCUGCUGCAGAAGCCGGCGGCUGCUGGCGAGGAUGAGGAGCGAGCCUUCGGCCCCGCAGCGCUGCCCUGGAGCAUCCCGAGGCGCCACAGGGCGGUGGCAGGCGGGGACAGCGUCCAGCUCGCUGCGAGGGACGCUGCGAAGGGCUUCUGUGCCCUCCUCAGGCUGCGUUUUGCCCCGGAGAGGAUCUGGGAUGGCCGGGGGUUUGGGAAUGUCCCGAGCAGCAGAGUUUUGUGGAGGGUUUGGGGAGAGCCCGGCUCCAGGAAGGCAGAGGGGCUUUGGAGCGUGGUUCAGGGCGGUGGGGAUGCACAGGGAGGAGAAGCGUGGGUGUGUCCCCGUGGAAUAAAAGCGGUUCGGUGUUUCACGGCCUUGGCCUGUGCAUGAUCCCAUUCCGUGCCAAGGAAUGGGUUUGGGGUGUCCCCAGAGUGGGCGAGGGGCUCAGAAAUUCGAGCAGCAAUUCCUGGGGUGAGGAGGAGCUGGAUGCAGGAGGAAUCCCUCCCUGGCACACCCUCCACCCCUGGCCAGGAUCUUCCUGGGGCAGGGCUGUGGUUUGUCCACCCUUAUCUCGCUCUUCCCUGGAAAACUCCGAGCACUGAUGUUGCAUUUGUGCUCCUCAGCCGUACCUGUUCUGCUGUAAUUAUUUAAAUUCAGUAUUUAUGACUGUCCUGAGCCUUAAUGAGAGCAGUAAUUGAGGGAACACAGAGCCUGGCGUGCACAAGCUCUCGGUGUGAGCGUGCAAGAGAGCGAUCCUUUUAAUGGAAGAUCCAUUUCCUCUCAACCACAGGUAUUAACAGGAUCUAAUUUUUGCCUUAAGUGACCAUUUAGGCCAAAAAAAAUGACGAUGACCAACUGUUCAGUGUCCUUGGAGGAGACAGAGGGUAUUUCUCUCCUCUGUUUAGCUAAGCCUUGCAAGGUGCAGCCGUGUUCCUGCCUGCUCUCACGUGAUGUUUGCUCUUGGUGCCAAACAGAUUCUGCUUUUGAAGGAGCAAUAUCUUGGAGCUUUUUGGAGGUGACCUGCUGGGGUUGGCUCAGGCUGCUGCUCCCAGCUGGAGAAAAGGGCAGAGCUGUGUUUGGGGAUGUUUUUGGGGGCACCUGUGAGCUGCCAGCUCGGUGCCUCUGCUCGGGGUUUUCCGAGGAGAAAGAAGGAAAUGAGGGCUGGUUCAUGGAUUGGUUUCAUGUUACUGGCAUGGUAUUGACUUGGAGAUGGCUCACGUGGGGCUGCAGAGUCAACAGCUCCCAGCCUGCUCCGUGACUUUCCUGGGAUCUGUUCCACCACAGCCAGGUGGAGAUAACAGCCCUGGAAAACUUUGUUGUUGUCCUCCUAAACUGGGAUCUCGUCCCCCAAACAGAUCCGGGCUCCACUCGGGACAGACGGAGCAGCACGGUCAGGCUGGGAGUGUUUGAUGUAGGAUCAUGGAAUGUUCACUGAGGUGGGAUAAGAUUUCCAAGCUGAGGGCAUUCUGGGUGUGCAGAGCAUCACCUGCCCCUGGUGCCCGUGAGGAUUCACCCCUGGAGAGGCCCUGGCCCAGGACAAGUCCCAUCCCCGGGAAAUGUCCCUGCCCCUUGAGGUGCGUGUUUAGAUCCCAGGGUAACGACGAUCCAUGGAAAUCAGCAAUUAAACCAACACAAACCAAAUCAUUGUCCUUUAUUAAGGUGCAAAAAUAGACUCCCCCUGAGCCCUGAGGCGAUGCAAACACCUCAUCACCGACCCACCCGCGAUUUUAUCAUCUCGGGAAAUAAACCACCAGUGACCCCCCAUCCCUGCAGCAUCCCGGCUGCCUGGCAGGGACCACACAUUUCCCAGCGACCUUGACACGCUCCUCUGGCUCGGGCAGCGCUUUUAAUCGGGAUUCUGCCCUUGCUGCUGUCCGACCUGCUGUGGGAGCAGACCUGGAGUCUCCGCUGCCUCCGGGCGAGCCGAGCGGCGCCUGCAGCCGGCGAGGUUUGGGCUCGGGGCUGCGGCCUCCGGGAGGAUCAAUCCUGGCUGCUAACGAACCCCCGGGACCGGGGCUGCCGUGUCCCCGUCCUCGCCAGAGAUGGCAGCACGUCCCCAGCCAGGGCCGGGCUCCCGAGCAGCCAGGAGCCCGCGGGUGUUGGCCACCCCAAGCUGCUCCCUCGGGCACCCCGUUUUUCUGCGCCUCAACGCGCGCAGUUCGGAGCUUCAGGAGUUGCGUGGAAGCUUAGCUCCCCUCCUUACCGAGUCUGGGAAAGAUCAAAACGAAAGGGAAAUUGAAAUUAAAUUGAGAGUUGAAAUGAAAAAUCCCGACAACGCGCGGGUCGGUUGUAAAUGUUGCUAAAUAGGAACGGGAAAAAAGCUCAGGCAGCUGCAGCUGAGGGGGCAGAGCUGCUGUGGAGCCCCCCCUGAUGGCAUCCUCCCCCCAGGCUCCUGCAGUGCUCAGUCAUCCCCCGGGGGACCCCUCCGUGCCAGCCCAGCCGCUCCCGAGGGGCCGGAGCUGGCGCUUAAUGGAGGCGAUGAAGAGGCGCUGCUCAGCUCGGGCUGCAGCUCCGCGCCAGCCAUGCUCCUUUUGGAGCCUCUUUGAUGUCCCUGUCACCCUCCAGCACUGCCAGCUGCCCUGUCCCACGCUGUCACUGCUGCCACCAGCAUCACCUCUCCCCGCAUCCCGCUCCUUCCCUGGACAUAAAUCACUCUCAGGGUGUUGGUUGGUUUGUUUUUUUUUUUUCCAGCUCACGAAAUCCAGGCACAACUUUGCUCAAGCUCAUUUCCCGACAAAUUGUUUCGCUCUUGCAAAGAGCCCUUUUUUUUUUUUUUUUUUUUUUUUUUUAUUGCCUCCUGCAUUUUUCAGCUGUUCUGCGAGCAGCGAGGCGCGUGCCUGGGCAGGCAGCAGUGCCAGGGCUGCCAGCAGCCCCAGCCAGCCCCUUCCUUUGGUUUUUAACCCAUGCACCCAGGUGCCGGCGCAGGAUAACAAGGCAGGGCACCAAAACCUGGCCCAGUGCUCAGCCCUGCUUGCCCAGGACGGGGAGUGAGGCUGCCGGAAGCUCUGGAGCAGCAGACAAGGGGUGGGAAGGUUUG
Messenger RNA from Motacilla alba alba, 4154 nucleotides. RefSeq names its product prostaglandin D2 receptor (gene PTGDR). Lineage: Eukaryota; Metazoa; Chordata; Aves; Passeriformes; Motacillidae. Gene Ontology annotation, molecular function: prostaglandin D receptor activity. The record is from RefSeq and is a predicted model, not a curated record. The coding region runs from base 36 to 1118 and encodes 360 amino acids. Gene Ontology annotation, cellular component: plasma membrane. Gene Ontology annotation, biological process: inflammatory response; positive regulation of cytosolic calcium ion concentration; G protein-coupled receptor signaling pathway. The transcript has 2 exons.